Diabrotica virgifera virgifera (western corn rootworm) is the source of this 3831-nucleotide messenger RNA. It is a transcript of the gene Invadolysin, whose product is annotated as leishmanolysin-like peptidase. Gene Ontology annotation, cellular component: cytoplasm; membrane. Gene Ontology annotation, molecular function: metalloendopeptidase activity. Gene Ontology annotation, biological process: proteolysis; cell adhesion. Bases 135 to 2108 code for a protein of 657 amino acids. The transcript has 13 exons. The record is from RefSeq and is a predicted model, not a curated record. Lineage: Eukaryota; Metazoa; Arthropoda; Insecta; Coleoptera; Chrysomelidae.
UUCAGUCUGUCAAUCGCGUUCGUAGGGUGUGUAUGUUAGUGGCGUCCGUGAACGAUCUUCCGCUUGAAGUUUAACAUAACCUCACAAAACUCGAAUGUAAAUUUUGUUGUUUUGUUUUGUUUUCUGCAAGAAUAAUGAAAAACCUCCGAUGGAGGCUUCAUAGUUUUGUUAUUUUUUUGUAUAUUUACUCCGCUUUUUCUUUACCUUACCGAAUUUGCCGUCAUCAGCACCCAAGAAAGCAUGAGGUACUUCACGCCAAAGGACAUGAUGAACACUUGAUUAAGAAAAGAAGUACAGAACGGCCGAUAAGAAUUUUGCUGUACUAUGACCAAAGUGUCUAUCGAUUGGAUCCAAAGAAGUUUAAGCUCAUUAACGAUACGAUUUUACCACAAGCUGUCAGUUUUUGGGAAAAGGCCCUAUCGGUUCGCAGAGGAGAAAGUGUGAUUCGUCUAACGAGGAAAUGCAAUGACUCACAGGUGUUCGUCAAUAAUGGUUGGACCCAUUGCAUUAACACGUGCAAGGAAAAAACGGAAUGUGGACAAGUUGAAGUACCAGAAGGUCAUCUAGACGCGUGUAGAGUUUGUAACUCUACCGGCCAAAACUGUGGAAUUGCUAAAGGUUCGCAUGCUGGUAAAGGUAUUGUGGAUUCCGAUUUCGUCUUGUACGUAUCUGCCAUGGAAUCAGAAAGAUGCAAUAAAUCCUUAACUGUAGCUUACGCCGCGUAUUGUCAACAGGAGAAUACUCUAGAUCGCCCAAUCGCAGGCCACGCUAAUUUAUGUCCCAACAGCAUCAGCACAAGGCGACAAGACAUCGAAAUCUUGUUAGCAACAGUCAAGCACGAAAUUCUCCACGCACUCGGUUUUUCGAUUAGUCUCUACGCGUUUUACAGGGAUGCUGAUGGGAAUCCGCUUACUCCUAGGAGCAACGAGACGGGGAAACCACCACUCAAUGAAAAACUUGAGAUAUAUCAAUGGAGCGACAGGGUUAUUAAAACCUUCGUUAGAAACAACUGGAUGGUGAGAAGUGGUUAUGUUAAAAGAGAAGUUCAAAUGAUAGUGACUCCUAACGUUGUCCGAGAAGUUAGAAAGUUCUUUAACUGUAGUGAACUGGAAGGCGCUGAGUUAGAAGAUCAAGGAGAGGACGGAACAGCUUUGACUCAUUGGGAGAAAAGAGUGUUUGAGAAUGAAGCUAUGACUGGUAUACACACCCAAAAUCCCAUCAUAUCUAGAAUAACCUUGGCUCUCAUGGAAGAUACCGGCUGGUAUAAAGCCAACUACUCAAUGGCAGAUACAAUGUCUUGGGGCAGGAAUCUUGGUUGCGACUUCGUCAUGAGAAGUUGCAAGGACUGGAUCACCACAAAAUCUGCUAGAGGCUUUUCUAUUCACCCUUUCUGCAACAAAGUGAAAAGAGACCCUUUGCAAACAGAAUGCACAGAUGAUCGGACUUCGGUGGCUCUUUGCAACCUUGUAGAGCACAAGGAGCCACUCCCAGUCAUCUACCAGAACUUUGAUAGCCUCCAGCACGUCGACAGUGGCAGAGAAGGAUUUUAUGGAGGAUCGGUGUCACUGGCUGAUUAUUGCCCUUACAUCCAGGAAUUCACAUGGAGAUCUAAAAAUGUAGUUGUACGUGGAUCCCACUGCCAGUAUACAGAAAAUAAUCCUACACCUGACAUGAACUUUGCUUUGGAAAAAUACGGUGAAAAAUCCCGUUGCUUCGAACACACCAAUCAGCUGUGGGAUGAGAGAUCGUGCAAGCAAGUGAGACAGUGGGUUCAUUGGGGAUCUGGAUGCUACUCUUAUAGAUGCGAAAACGGGAGACUUCAUAUACUGGUGGGAAAUUAUUCUUAUGAAUGUUACCAUGCUAACCAGGAAAUUUCUAUUAGGAUCAUUAGCAAUGGAUGGCUUCAUAAGGGAGCCAUUGUCUGCCCUCCAUGCAAAGAAAUAUGUGCCAAAGAAUUUAGCUCAAGAGGUGAACGCUGCAAGGCUGGUGACGAAUCUCCCCCAUCUACAUCAUACCCAAGGGAUGAUCUCGAGUGCAGCGCUGACAUAACAGGACUCAACGAUUUCGUCAUUUCUGCUCUAUUAAUUGUAGCUGUAUUUGUGAUCUGAUAUUGUAACGAAUAUUUCGCAAGAUAUGAAAUAUUGGAAAUGAGAUUUUAGUGUUUUCACGACAUAUUAUGUGUCACGACUGAUUUUGCAAAAAAUACUGAAAUCUCUUCUUUCAGAAUUGAUUUUAAUAUUGUUACCGCUCAAAUUUUGGACGUAAAAGCAUCCCAGGUUUAAGUAAAUCGAUAACAAUCAGUUUUAUAUGUGAUAACGAUUAUACCAGGGAGGUUUUAACUAAAACACUUUACAAGGAAGCAAAAAUGCAAUUAGUAUUUUUAGCACUAACAGUACUCUAUUUAGUAUUGCCAGUUGUCAAGUUUGUUUUCGACGUUGGUGCGAUAUUUUGCAACUACAUCUCGGCGUUACUUUCAGACCUGGAUCCCGCGUACCAAAAAAAAGUUGAUUAAUAGCAAGCUGAAAAUUUAUUAAAAGCUUAACGGUGUCUAGUCGGACAAACUUUGAUGUAUGGAAACACUGGAACAGGGGAAGUUUUAAUUGUGCAACAGGUUAAAAAUUUGGAACGUCAGACUACGAAUAGGUUCCAUGUAGGUAUUUUGUCGGACAUGACUACCAAUUGAUUUGUUACCAUUUGAUUAAACUCGCAUGCAAAAAUCACACUGAUGUUAAUCACCAACUGGGCAUUUUAAUGAGUGGAACACGAAGAACAUGUCAAAUGACAGGAAUCAUGUUGGUUAGUAAUAGCAGUCUGAUUUUUGCAAUGAGUUUAAUGAAAGCGUAACAAAUCAAUUGGAUGUUCUGUCCGAUAAAAUACAUGGGAAGUUUUCGUAAUCUGACGUUCCAAUUUUUUAAACUGUUCCACAAUUAAAAUUUUCCCUGUUCCAGUGUUCCCGUAUAUAUCAAAGUUUGCCCGACUAGACCAUAGAUAUAAUAUCAAAGUAGAUUAGGCCAGUUCCGAAAAAUAGCGUAACGCGGAGCAAUUCGGGUCGGUGGUCUAUCUAUCUCUCUCUACCGGCGCUUAGCUUUCUCUCUCUAGCAUAUGAUGGCCGCCGCCUCUGUGUUUGUUUCGUUCCAUUAAUUCCACCUCUUGGUAGAUACGCUCACGGCUCACACUCGCACGAUAGACUAAGAUAGCUAGACCACCGUACUUGAUAUUGGCGUUACACUACGAUGCAUUGAGUAGCAUAUAACCAGCCUGGUCUAUUGUUAACAUGUCUCUGGACUAGACACCGUUAAGCUAUUAACAAAUUUUCAGCAUGCUAUUAAUCAACUUUUUUUUGGUACGCGGGAUCCAGGUCGAUUUGAAAUACAGUCGUGUCACGUGCAAAAGAAACGGGCACACAAAUAUAUAUUACAAACAAAAAAAUAUGUUACAAACAAAAUCUUUUAUCAAAAGCGUGUCUAAAAGCGCAUCUAUAACCAUACAUAAGCAUAAUAAAAAACUAGGAGCAUGGGAACAAUAUUAUAACAGAGGAACCAUCGAGUAAUAAAAAAGACUUUUUAUUACUUAAUGAGAACAACUUAACAAGCACUUAUCUAAAUUCUCGGAAAGUAUCCUAUUGUCGUAUCGUACUCUCUUAACAAAUCAUAAAUGUUCAGAAUUUGAAAAAAUCGCAUAUUAGUAUGAUACAUGGACGUAUAAAUAAAGAAUAAAAUAGAAUUCAAAAAAUGACAUAACCCAGACAUCCAAAGUGAAAGUUAUCCUCCAACGCCAAAUUGUUCUAUAUGGUCCAUUUAAUGUUCAGAAAAAAGUCACACCUUUUUGAGC